UGCAGACUUGACAGUAGCGAGAAGUGACCAGAAGGUGAUCGAAAGAAAGGCAAGACAUUGUGAGGAGGAAGAAAUUCGAGCAGGAGUGAGACAGGGAGGGCUGGAGGCUGGCCCAUCAUUGCAGUACUAACGUUUGAUAAGAAGAGGAGAGCAGACGGAGCAGGGAGGACUGAGGACGCAGAGCAGCAUCACGAUCCGCGGCUGCGUCUCAGUGCCGGAGAGAAAGUGUCCGCAUCUCGGCGAGAUCUGUUUAUGGUCCAAAUGUGGCUCUUGGUCUGUCUCCUGACCCUCAGCUCAGUGGCCCUGAUGACUGCUGUUGGUGGAGAUGUGUGUGUGGCAGGUCAUGACAGCGGGCCAGUGUUUGAAGAACAGCCGAGCAGUUUAAUUUACCCUGAAGGCCUGACUGAAGGCAAAGUGACCCUGAGCUGUCAGGCCAGAGCAAAUCCAGCUGCUGCUUAUAGGUGGCUUGUGAAUGGGACUGCGGUUCCUCUGAAUUUGGACCGAUACUCCCUGGUGGCUGGUACCCUGGUGAUAAGCAGCCCCGACCCCAUCCGGGAUACAGGCUCUUACCAGUGUCUAGCUAUCAACCGCUGUGGCACCAUCAUUAGCAGAGCAGCCAACCUCAAGUUUGGUUACCUCCAUGACUUCCCUCCAGAUGGCAGAAGUCCUCAAACAAUAAAUGAAGGUCAAGGAACGUUCUUGGCCUGCCAACCUCCUCCACAUUACCCAGCGCUGUCUUACCGCUGGUUUCUCAACGAGUUUCCCAACUUCAUCAGGAAGGAUGAUGGGCGCUGGUUUGUGUCACAGGUCACUGGGAAUCUGUACCUGGCCAAAGCUGACCCUAAUGACACAGCAAACUACUUCUGCUUCACAACGAUCAACAUGGAAGUUAGCACAAAGAGCACAUUCAGCAAGGCCAACCAGCUCACGGUAGUCCCUGAUGCCAAUCCCAGGAAGUCAGCUCCAACCAUCAAAGUGCGCUUCCUAGCAGAUACCUAUGCCCUGGCUGGACACACCACCCAGUUAGAGUGCUUUGCUUAUGGAAAUCCGGUUCCAAAGGUGCGGUGGAGGAAGGUGGAUGGUCUAAUGCCAUCCAAGGCAGGCCCCACUGUGGAGGGUCCCACCCUGACCCUUCCUGAACUCUCCUUUGACGAUGAGGGCAUUUACGAGUGUGAAGCCUACAACUCAGAAGGAAGGGACACGUACCAGGGACGCAUUAAUGUCCAAGCUCAACCAGAGUGGUUGCAGGUGAUGACCGACUCAGAGGUGGAGAUUAGCUCAGAUCUUCAGUGGAGUUGUGUGGCUGCUGGAAAACCUCGACCCUCUGUACGCUGGCUACGCAAUGGACAGCCACUUAGUACACAGGAUCGUGUGGAGGUGAAUGGAGUUCAUCUCAGAAUCAUCAACCUCGCUCUGGAGGAUUCUGGCAUGUACCAAUGUGUGGCUGAAAACAAGCACGGCACCAUCUACUCGACUGCUGAGCUCAGGGUCCAAGUUCAGGCUCCAGAUUUCCGGUUGAAUCCAGUAAGGAAGCUUAUCCCAGCAGCUAGAGGGGGACAGGUGAUGAUUGACUGUCGCCCUCGAGCUGCCCCGAAGCCCAGUCUGUUCUGGAGUCGUGGAACAGAGUUGCUCACCAACAGCAGCAGAAUCACAGUAACUCCAGAUGGCAUCUUGUGGAUUUAUAACAUCAGCAGAGCAGAUGAAGGAAAGUACACCUGCUUUGCUGAAAACUACCUGGGCAAAGCCAACAGCACUGGACACCUGUCUAAGGAAAACACUGGUGACCUGUUGAUUGUGAGGGCUCAGCUGAGCCAGGCGGGCUCGUACGUGUGCACAGCUCAGACUGUGGUGGACAGCGCCGCAGCCUCAGCCAAGCUGGUGGUUCGAGGACCUCCGGGACCUCCUGGAGGUUUGUUGGUGAAGAACGUGGCUGAGACAUCAGUGGAGCUCCGGUGGAGCCGUGGUUACGAUAACCACAGUCCGAUCGGCAAAUACGUCAUCAUGGGCCGCUCUCCUCUGUCGUCUGAGUGGAGGAAGAUGAGGACAGGUGUGUCUUUAACACCUGAACGAAAGUAUUCUUGUUGUGCUUCUAGUAAUAACAAAAAGCACAGUAACAACACAAUGAUAACACAAAUGCAGCAAAAUGAUUUCAUGCUCACGGAGUUUUUAUCGACUGUUCUGAGAUGUCAGACUGAUGUUGGUGUUUCAGCUUUGUCAUCACAUUCCUGCUCAGAGACUCGGUCAGUAGCACACACUCCAGCCUCUCCAACAUCAUUAUACAUAACUCGGUUUUCUGUAUUAUCAUUUAUCAGAUCUUGGAAUGAUGCUGAAGAUGAAACUCUGAUGUGUAAACGUCCAGGAGUGAAGAACGUGCUGCUGUCCGUCUGCAUAAAGAAGGACGCAUCGUCAUGGACAGAGGUGCGAGUUCCACGUGUAGAGUCCUCCCGAUAUGUUCACUACAACAGCAGUCUGGCAGCGUACACACCUUUUGAAGUGAAGAUCAAAGCUUACAACCGCAAAGGAGAAGGCCCGUUUAGCCAGGUCGCUGUGGUGCACUCUGCAGAGGAAGAGCCAACCGUGGGGCCCUCGAGCAUCAACGCCACGGCGCUGUCCGCCUUUGAGAUCCAGGUGUCCUGGGAGCCUGUGCAGCAGCUCAGCGCCAAUGGCAUCCUGAGAGGAUACGAGAUCCGGUACUGGCGGCAGCAUGAAAGAGAAGCAGCAGCGGACCGAGUGAGGACGGCGGGCCUGGAGCCGACAGCCAGGGUGUCCGGACUUCGACCCAGCACUCGAUACCACGUCGCUGUUCUGGCAUACAACAGUGCCGGCACAGGACCGCCCUCGCCACGCACCGCCGUCACCACCAGGAAACCACCUCCCAAUCGUCCUCCGGGCAGUGUGUCGUGGAAGGCUCACGGCUCGCGCGUCACCGUGAGAUGGGACCAAGUGACAGCCAUGCACAACGAGUCAGCCAUAUUGGGCUACAAAGUGAGUCAUGGGACUGGUAUGAUGGUGCAGAAGGAUGCCUCCUCCACACUGUCCUGUCCCCACGCCCACCUCCUCUCAGGCCUGGCUCUGCUCAUUUUCGCGGUGGUGUCGGGCCUGUGAUCUCGGCCAGUCUGAACUUUUUCUUAUGGGUGGCUUGAAACUAAUGCUCUCCUGUAUGGAUAGGUGGGUGUGGGUCCAGGGAUGGGAAACACGGGGAGUCGCUUUUAAUAAUGACGAGGAUCUUUUUAAAAUGUCUGCAGGAGGUAUCAUGUUUGUGCACUGCUCUCAGUAUAAACCAUGCCUUAUUGGGACAUCUGUGGCUGACGCGCCACAUUCAUGUGUCCCUGAAACUGUAGUUGGCAGGACUUCAGCUGUAAAUGUAAUAAUAGAGUGGUGGAGGUCUGCGUGUUCACACUGAGGGCUGCUCACUGAGUCUUUUGGGUUCCCGGUGAUGUUAGAGCAUUUUUCACUUUACAAACUGAAUGUGAUGAAAAACCAGAGAGGCUAAAACUGGCAGGUGGCUAAUUAGAGACAGAACAACUCUUUCGUCUCAUGUGUGAAUCACAAAGUGCUUCUCUUGUUGCUCACAGUGUGAACGCAGAAUAAACCGAGGCUCUAAAGAACUGCUAACUGUUGUUUCCAGCUACUGUCUCUGCUUGUUUCACGUCUACGUGAUUAUUAUACUGUUUGAUGUUUGUUUCAUUUCAGGGAAUUGAAAUUUGAUUGUAUUUAAUUCGUUUAAUUCGUUUAAUUUGUUGAUGUUUUUUUGUUUUUUCUGCUUCUUUGAAUCAUUUUGACAGGAAUGUAAAGAUACUUGUUUGUUGUUUCUUGGGUUCACUGUCAGUGUCUCUUGUGCUGAUAGAGAUGAAAAGGCCCGAGCAGCAGAUGAAGUCCGAUCACCAACGUUAUCAGCAGUUAACUGUCCUCAUUGUAACCCCGUUAUCAGCUCUUAUGUAACACUUCACAUUUUACAGGAAACAUGUGUCAUUUUUAUCUACAGCUUGAGAGUUAAGAUCAGACAUCACGUGUUAAAAACUGCUGUUUUAUUAUUUUGUUGUUGAUGUACUCAGAACUUGAUUUGGUUUGAAUGGUAGCUGCUGCUUUGGUCUUUGGAACGACAGCAAUGCAUUGUUUUGGUUUUCAAUGCUUCAAACUGAGUUUUUACUGGACUCUGUUGUUGUUUUACAUCUGUACCAAAUGUCAUUGCUAAUGCAUGCAGCGCUUAAUAUGCUGUUCAUUGUUAAUACAGUUUGUUCCUAAGUCAGUAA
Molecule: messenger RNA, 4253 nt
Organism: Neolamprologus brichardi
Lineage: Eukaryota; Metazoa; Chordata; Actinopteri; Cichliformes; Cichlidae
Source: RefSeq, a predicted model, not a curated record